Molecule: messenger RNA, 1059 nt
Organism: Thelazia callipaeda (thelaziosis nematode)
Lineage: Eukaryota; Metazoa; Nematoda; Chromadorea; Rhabditida; Thelaziidae
Source: the annotation of a GenBank genome assembly
UUUUUAAACAAAUCGUUAGAAUGCAAAGAAAUCAUCUUUUUCUUACCAUUUUUAACUUCUGUUUUGAUUCCUUCAGUCUCAAAUGAUAAUUUUUUGUUAUUUAAAGUAAGAAUUAAGUGCCGUGAUUCUACUCGUGUUGCAUUACGCUAUCCCAGUAAUGCUAGCUAUGAUUUUAUUCAUGCAAAUUAUAUUCAGAUUGGAUCACUGUUUAAUAAAUUUAUCCUUACACAGUAUUCAACUUCUGACAAGAACUUCUGUGAAUGUAUUUAUCCGUAUAUUUUUAUGUUAAUAAGCCGAAAAGAUAUUUCCAGAUGUGCUCGAUACUGGCCAAGGCUAGAAAUUUCUUUUGGAGAUCAGAUGGAAUAUUAUGGUUUAACAAUCAGUAACAAAGGAAUUGAUGAAUUUCGUUUACCACUGUUUCGAGUCACGUAUUUGACGGUUGCUGGACCUGACGAAAAAGAACUACACGUGGAGCAUUGGCAAGGUGACAUGAAUAAUUCUGACAAUGUUGCAUUACCUUUACAACUUUUACGUUUAGCGCGGAAUUGCUCAUAUCCAACAAUCAUUCACUGUCACUUGGGAAUUAGUCGAUCCGCCACUUUAGUUGCUGCUGAAAUUUGCAUAACUUGUCUACUUAAAGGCCCAUCAUAUAAACAUUGUGUACAAAAAGCGGUACAACUAUUACGAUCUCAACGACCAUUUUGCAUUGAAACACCCAUGCAAUACAUCUUUGUACAUCGUGUUGUGCAAAAAUUUUUGCAAGAAUAUGUUGGCGAUCCGAAUGGAUUUUAUGCAGAAUACAAAAGUUGGGUAGAAUCUCGAGCUUUGAGACCAUUUAUUGAUGAUGUCGAGGAAACGAUUCCUGGUUACCGAUUGCUAUCACCUCGAAUUGAUCCUGAUCUAAUUGCUUUAGUACGACAUCGUGAACGACCAGAUUAUCGUCGAGAAACUCAUGACUGUGUUGGAAAGAUGCCUAUACCACUAAAAAUCACUCCAGAAAAACAGUUUGAAGAAUUUCCAAUUACAAAAUGUUAUCCACGUGGUGAUCGGUAUGACUGA